This is a messenger RNA of Schistocerca piceifrons (Central American locust), 4132 nucleotides long. Its product is annotated as OTU domain-containing protein 7B-like. Gene Ontology annotation, cellular component: cytoplasm; nucleus. The record is from RefSeq and is a predicted model, not a curated record. Gene Ontology annotation, molecular function: DNA binding; cysteine-type deubiquitinase activity; K63-linked polyubiquitin modification-dependent protein binding. Bases 163 to 2304 code for a protein of 713 amino acids. Gene Ontology annotation, biological process: protein K48-linked deubiquitination; protein K63-linked deubiquitination; protein deubiquitination involved in ubiquitin-dependent protein catabolic process. The transcript is spliced from 12 exons. Lineage: Eukaryota; Metazoa; Arthropoda; Insecta; Orthoptera; Acrididae.
UUCGUCUUGACCUGUUUGGCCCAAGGUUACUUUACCAUUUAACGAAGGUAUUAAAGUUGUAAUGAUUUAUAUACGGAACGAGCUUGACAGUACGAAAGACUUGAGCAGACGGAAGCGCAAAAACCCAAGGAAUACGUCCACAACGUCAGGCUCCCAUGGGGAAUGGAGUCGCAACUAAUUUCACAGUUUAUGUCAAACACAAGCAGUGAUACAGAAACAGCGAUAACCUGCUUGCAAGCCAGUGGCUGGGAUUUGAAAAAUGCUAUUGAGCUCUUUCUGGAAAAUGGGGGCAAUGUUAGAACUACUUGGGAAGAAAAUGGCAACAUCCGACCAACACUCCGCAAAACUCCUGCUGUUGAUUUAGCUGACUUGAAGAAACUUUCAAGAGGAAUCUCAAGAGCAACAGACAAUGUGAAGUUGGUCUCGCGUGCCCGCUCAGAUAUUGCUCACGAGUUUGGAGAUACUGCAGUUUGCAACGUUAAUCAGUUUUUCAUCGAGACACCUGUAUGCACUUUCACUUUGCCGGAUUUGACAGUGUAUCCUGAAGAUUUCCGUACAUUUUUGGAAAAGGAUCUGAUUGAAACAUCAACCCUACAGUCUUUGGAAUCUGCUGGUAGACUUAAUUGGUGGGUUGAGCUUGGAGCAUGUCAGUCUCUGUGGCCACUUGCUACGUCUGGAGAUGGAAAUUGUUUGUUGCAUGCUGCAUCACUUGGAAUGUGGGGCUUCCACGAUAGACUGCUGACUCUGCGACGUGCUCUUCAUGGUUUCUUAUCGGGUUCUCCAUGCCGUGAAGCUUUGUAUCGACGCUGGCGAUGGCAACAGACACGUGCUAAUCUAGCUGCAGGUCUUGUAUAUACUGAGGAGGAAUGGCAACGUGAAUGGGACAGCAUAAUCAGCAUGGCUUCAACUCAGCCACGGAAGUCAAUGAAUCGCAGACGCAGUUCCAUUCUUAUGGAGCGUUCCCUGGAGGAGAUACCAGAAAAUGCAACGUAUGAGAGCCUUGAAGAAGUUCACGUACUUGCAUUAGCACACGUGCUGCGGAGACCUAUAGUUGUCAUUGCAGAUGUGAUGCUGAAGGAUAUGAAUGGAGAGGAUCUUGCCCCAAUCCCAUUUGGAGGGGUCUACCUACCGCUGGAGUGCCCUCCAGCGGAUUGCCAUCGUUCCCCUCUCGUACUGGCAUAUGACUCUGCUCAUUUUUCAGCUCUAGUUGUGAUGGAACGAAAUUCAGAUGUCGUUCAACCACCAGCUGCUGUGCCUCUGAUAAGUUCUGACAGACAGCUUCUUCCUAUACAAUUUGCUGUGGAUCCUGGUGAGCAGCUGGUAUGGGGUCGUGAUGAGUCCCAACCCCAUUUGGUACGAAAACUCAGUCUUGCUCCAAGAGACCAACUCGGUCUUUUGGCAGAAUAUUUGGAUGUGAGAGAACUUCCUCCAGGUCCUGAUUCACCACCAGAAUCCACCGAUGAUGGCUGCGACAUUGAGAAAAGGUUUUCUGAGAUGGCUUCUGACAGUGAUCCCAGUGAUGAAGGUGUGGCCUUUGGAGGGAAAGCAGCGAGGCAGUUCCAGACAGCAGUAGCAAAACAGUUUGGCAGCCUUAGCCGUCGAUUGAGAAAGAACUUUGGAUCACUUACGAGAGCAUCUAAAGUCAAUGCCCAAAAGAAAGACACCCCACUUAAUAAUCAGCAACAGGAGCGUGUAAUAUGUGCCCUUUUGCACACAGAAAAGAGGCAUGCUUACCAAGCAGAAAUGAUACGCAACUACUUGGCUUGUGCUCGUGCCCGAUUUGAGCUCCAGCAACAGAAGCAGUUACAACCUCGGCAGUCUUUUCAGUCUGAGGCUCAUCCUGGUUCUACGGUCGCUACUUUCACUUCUGCACCAAAUACAGGAGUAAUGUAUGGGGCUGGACGCUCCCGCUUCUAUGCAACUGAAAUGAUGCGUCCCUCAGUUGAGACUCUUCCUCAUCAAAAGGCACCUGGUGCUUGUGCGAAUGGACGUACUCUGUUCCUUGCCAAAUCGACAUUUUAUGAUGAUGAGGCAUCACAUUCUUAUGUUGCACCAUCGGAAAUAGUCAGUGGGAGACACACACAUGUGGCAACACUGACUUCUCCACAACUUCCGAAAGCCGGCCACGGAGUGGAACUGCCACAUGUUGAAAAAGCUGGCACUCCGUGUAGAAAUAAUCACUGCCAUUUCUAUGGCUCGCCAGACUCUGACCACUAUUGCUCACGAUGCUAUCGUGAGAACACAGUAACUGGUGUGAAUACAGCAGCAGUGCGCAGUCUGCAAGUACAGGAAGUCAAUCGAUAGUGCACCAUACUCACUUUUGUUCCUUUGCAUCCCUAAAAGGGACUACAAAUAUAUUUAGCUGUACUGUAAAUAAUGUUAAUGAGCUUUAAUGAUGGUCAAUAUUCCCUGAGAAAUUGCUGCAUACCAUUUCGUAGAUAGCAUAUUUUUAAACAUCUAUUUUCAUAUCAUUGGAACUGUAGGCAUUUAGCAUUACAUUUGCACUUGCAUAACUUUGAUUGUACCCAAAGUUGUGUGCCAGAAGUUAUGUAAGAUUAAUACAUAGUUGUUGUCAGUGGCAGAUAUGGAGCCUGUCCAUGUUACUGAAGCACCUGCAGGUUUCAAAUGAGUACUGCAAUCUUGUGAUUGGUGUGUUUAUUCAAGCAUCCUCUCAGAAACCAAUUUUUGUUAUGAUGUUGACCGUAACAUCACUUUGUAAUGGCCUUAGACAGAUUUAUACUGGUAUCAUUGUUAUGAUGUUGACCGUAACAUCACUUUGUAAUGGCCUUAGACAGAUUUAUACUGGUAUCAUGUGCUAUGCAUAAUUUGAUGCUGUAUAUUGAAAGUGAAUAUGAAAAUAUUUGUGUGUUCAGAUAAUUUUCAUUUCGUGUAUCUGUUGUCGUAUGGUAUAUAAAAGUAACAUGUCUUGGUACUCUGAGUCAGAAUGGGUAACUUCCUAAUCAACUUUUACAGUGCAGUUAUUUAGUAUCUCUCUUUUGUUUAAAGAGUUUGUGUGAAGUUGCAACUGUAAUACACUUCUUUGUAACUUGUAGCAGAUGGAAUAACUGUGCAGUGUUGUGCACUCACAUGAUUUACAUAUUCAUUAUGGUUGUUGGAAGAAUUGUCCAUCACUGGGCGAAUAUAAUAUGGAUCAAAGGUAGUGUGGCAAGUUUAGUGGCCCAGAAAGUACUUCAAAGCUAUUUUUAAAAAGAAACUAUUUAAGAAAAGCUUGUCUCUUGAUUAACCCUUAAGGCAUCUACCUACCUUAUAGCAACUUAACAGGGUAUUGUUAUGCUCUUCAACCUAAAAUAUAUUUUAAGAAGACAUGUGCCUGGAGAGCUUCUUAUUGUGAUAAAAUAGGUUAUUUUGAAUAUCCAUAUACACAGUUUUGUUCCUUUUAAAUCUUGUUUGAAUAUUAGAACAUUAGGAUAAAUGUUAGGAUUUGUACCUGAGUGGUGUUUACACCUGCCACAUGCAGGUGAUAUAAAUUUUUCUUGUUUUUAUUGUAAAGGACCAUUCAGUCCUUUGUGCUGUUCCAAGCAAGGAAAAUUUGAACGUUUUAGUGACUUAGUCAUAAUUUUUAUUAUAAAUUUUCAUUCACUGGUAGUAUCAGGCUUUUAAAUGUUGCUUAUAAAGCUUGAUUUUGUGUUGUUGAACUUUUUAGUUAUUCUGAAUAGUAAAGAAAUAUGCAGUAAGUGGCAAUCAUACUGCUUUUGUUAUCUAAGUGGUGAAGAACAUUAGAUUAGCAUUAGUACAAUGUCAGAUGCUCUGGGUAUUUUUACAAGUGUUUUAAUACUUUUCUACUUAAUGUUUAGCUGUAAAAAAAUUUUUUGAUUUUAUAUUUGUAAUGUAUGUAAUCAAACAUGUGAAUUUAAUCUGUGAUAAGACAAUGAGCAUUACACAAUAAGCUUUUAAAAUGUUGCAUGUAAUUAAGUAUUAAUAGGAACCUCAACCUGAGGGUAUUGUCCUUGCCAUUGGACAUUUGCUUGAAAAUGAACCAAUCUGUUUUGUAUUGUGUAACUGUCUUCCAGUUUUAAAUAUUGAAAACAAUUUGUUGUGUUUUACUUGGAGAAUGUAUUAUGAUGUGUUUACAACAAGUGUCCUGACAAUAUAAAUUCCAAAACUGACCAUA